Parus major (Great Tit) is the source of this 2457-nucleotide messenger RNA. It is a transcript of the gene SMIM15, whose product is annotated as small integral membrane protein 15. Lineage: Eukaryota; Metazoa; Chordata; Aves; Passeriformes; Paridae. The transcript has a single exon. The coding region runs from base 558 to 872 and encodes 104 amino acids. The record is from RefSeq and is a predicted model, not a curated record.
CCCGCUGCCGGCAUGCUGCACCUAAGACACUGCCGCGCCUCCCUGGUGAAACCUACAGAGACAAACCAACCGGGCUGGCUUUCCUUCACUUCCAGAGAGCCACAAUCCGCCUCUUUUUCCACUUAGCAGUAUAUUCUUGGUAGCAUUUGCAACUCUGUUGGAUGAAAUGCCUAAUUAUUCUUAUAAGCACUGAACUUUAAUGUCGGAUCAAUGCUUUGUAUUACACUUUCACAUACUAUGCACGGCUUUUAACUUCUAGCAAAAACAGCCCUGCACUUAGAUAUUGAACAACUAUCAAUAACGACAACUUAUAUUAAAAUGGCACUUGGUAUCCUAGGGUUGGAAGGGACCGCUGGGGAUCAGCCAGUCCAACCCCACUGCCAAGGCAGGGUCGCCUAGAGCAGGUGGCACAGGAACCUGUCGACGUGAGCUUUGCAUAUCUUCAGAGGGAAACUCCAUGACCUCCCUGGGCAGCCUGUUCCAGUUCUCAGCCACCCACAGUGUAAAGUUGUUCUUCCCCAUGUGAAGGUGGAACUUCUUGUGUUUUGUUCUUGUGUAUGUGUGCUUUCAUUUUGCUGAGUACUCAUUUUGCUGAGUACUGUUCUUUCAAAUACUCCACAAUAUUUCUCAAUAGGAAAACAGAAAAGAUGUUCGAUAUUAAGGCUUGGGCCGAGUACAUCGUGGAAUGGGCUGCCAAGGACCCCUACGGCUUUCUCACGACCGUGAUCUUGGCUCUCACGCCGCUGUUUGUGAUUAGCGCGGCACUGUCAUGGAAGCUUGCGAAAAUGAUCGAGGCCCGGGAACGAGAGCAAAAGAAGAAACAGAAACGCCAGGAGAACAUUGCAAAAGCCAAACGAACAAAGAGGGAUUAAACGGGCAAAAUGGCCUUCCUUGUGCAAAGAAUCCACUUUUAAAAUGAAAUACUUGUACAUUUUGUGUUGUAACUGUCCUUUAAUACUUGAUCCUGUUACUUCUUGAAGUAUGAAAUUUAAUACUUCCAGUGUAUUUUUUUUCCUGCUGAUUUGUGUUAAAAUUUGCCCAAGUGACACUUGUUAGAGUAAUUUAAUUUACAACUUGUAUUCUAGUGCAGGUUGCUUUUCUAAAUUUGCAUGUUAAAUUAAAAAGUUAACCUCUUGGGUGGCUCUGAAGGUAGAUUUUUUUUUUUUCCUCUUAGCUGAGCUAUGACUUAAAAAGUGUCCUAAAAUUGUCAAGUUUAGGGGAAAAUGUGAAUAAUAAACUGGAUUACAUGAAUGCAAGUUUUGGCAUACCUUGAGCAGGGCUGUAGAGACAAGCUAGCUGUAGCAUUAGAUAGCAGACAUGACUGAUUUCCUUUAAGGUCACUGCAUAUGGCUGUGUGUGCCCACAGUGGCUGCUGCAGUGUCUUUGAUGGUGGUGCUUGUCUGCACAAAUAACCUACCUUAGCUUUUCCUGUUUCCUGAACUAUAAGCCAUCAUCAGCCUUUAGCUCAAGUUCUAGGAAACUGAUUGCUCAUUUGUAUUAGCUUCUUAUUAGCUUCACUUCUCAUAAGGCACUCAUGUUCUGUAAAAUACAGUACUGUUUUUUAGUCUUCCCUAACAAUCACCUGAAUGCUCCACCUACAACUAAUUUGUUUUUGCCUUCAUGAACUCCUUAUGUCUCAAAGAAUAGCCAUAAAUGGGGUGAGACCAAAGACCCAGGUGGCCUAGUGUUCUGAGUCCCAGAGAACUAUAGCAGAUGGCUGUGCAAGGACGAUGGCUGUGCAAGGAUGAUGCACAAGCAGUGACAGUAGUUCUGCUUGCUAACCUGGCUACCUUUGAUCUAAGGAUUGAGUUUAGGUAGGACUUUUGUUCUCAUGGCCCUUGAAACUCUGCUGCCUUACAGGUUGCAAGAUGCUGACAUAAUAAAAAAAAAGUCAGGUUUGUGUUGUAAAUACAUCAAAAUUAUUUAACCUUAUUUCCAAUAAAUCUGUUCUAAACAGAACUGAGUAAUUUUUCAAAUAAUUUUUUAAUAAUAGUCUGUGUUGGCCUCUACAUAGUCUAGUUCAAAAGAACUUGUAGCAGUCAUUGAGAUUUUACAUUUCACAUAUUUCUAAACAGCAGCAUAGAGUUGUGCAUUCUAGCAGCUACUCUUUGAUCAGGUUUAAAAAUAAAACCUUAAAAUAAUACCAUUGUUCAACUCAAGAGACUUAAAGAGCUGGCUGACACCAAGGGGGAUCAGAAUUGGGGAGUCUAACUGAAAUUACUUUAAGUAAGUGUGAAGUUGAUCCCCUUUCAAUUUUGUUGGUGAAAGCAAGCAUUAUUAGAAUAUGACAUUUGGGCAUUUUAUAAAUAUGUGAGAUUAAGUCUCCAUGUUUUGUAUGGUGUUGUCAAAUAUGUCAAAAAAUGUGUCUGACCUUUGAUACCUACAUAGCUUGAAACAGGGAAGAAAACGGAUGAGGGAUACGCUCCGUAAAUAAAUUUGAUACUUUUUGAAAAAAAA